This is a messenger RNA of Macroventuria anomochaeta, 1740 nucleotides long. RefSeq lists its product as uncharacterized. Gene Ontology annotation, biological process: amino acid transmembrane transport. The record is from RefSeq and is a predicted model, not a curated record. Bases 1 to 1740 code for a protein of 579 amino acids. The transcript is spliced from 5 exons. Gene Ontology annotation, cellular component: membrane. NCBI's taxonomy places the organism in Eukaryota, Fungi, Ascomycota, Dothideomycetes, Pleosporales, Didymellaceae. Gene Ontology annotation, molecular function: amino acid transmembrane transporter activity.
AUGGCCACUAGCGGCAUCGAUUACCUCCCAAAUGGGUCCGAUGAUAAGAAGAUACAGGGUGUGUUUGUUGAUGAAGAGAACAACUUCGGGCCUCGCCGCAGUGACUCUGUUGCCUCUGUCAGAAUAGUCCACGAUGACACUCAUCGAAAGCUCAAGAGUCGACACAUUCAGCUUAUUGGUAUUGGUGGUACUAUCGGAACUGCUCUCUAUGUCCAGAUUGGUCGAGGCCUGAUGAACGGCGGCCCUGCGUCGCUGUUCCUUGCCUUCUCUUUGUGGUGUACUGUGAUCUUAGCGGUCACCUUCGCCCGAAGCAGCACAUUCCACAAAUGUCCAAACACGGAAGACGAACUAACCUCAGCCUCAGGUAUUGCAGAAAUGGUCACCUUUCUCCCAAUCUCCUCGCCUUUCAUUCGAUUUGCUGGUCGCUUCGUCGAUGAUGCUUUCGGUGUUGCUGCUGGCUGGAAUUUCUUCGUAUUUGAAGCUGCUCUCGUGCCCUUUGAAAUUGUGGCUUGCAAUGUCAUCAUCAAUUUCUGGAGCAACGCUGUACCUGUUGGCGCUAUCAUUGCGAUUGUAAUCGUUCUCUAUGGCGUGAUCAACCUAAUGGCUGUGAAAUGGUACGGUGAAACUGAGUUCUGGGCUGCUGUCGGCAAGGUUCUGCUCAUCAUCGGUCUCCUCAUCUUCACAUUCAUUUCCAUGCUUGGCGGAAACCCUGAAAAAGAUCGAUAUGGCUUCAGGUACUGGAAGAACCCCGGAUCUUUCGCUCAGCUGUACUACACUGGCGAUCUAGGGCGUUUCCUUGGCUUCUUGCAGUGCUUGAUCCAAGCCUCGUUUACGAUCGCUGGUCCUGACUACGUGUCCAUGGCUGCCGGAGAGACCGAGAAUCCCCGCAAGGUCAUGCCUCGCGCCUACAACGCCGUCUUCUACCGUCUCACAACUUUCUUCGUCCUUGGUUCCCUGGCUGUUGGAAUCAACGUCCCAUACAACGAUCCUGAGCUGAAGGCUGCGUUCGCUGAUGGCAAGCCCGGAGCUGCUGCUUCGCCGUACGUCGUUGCCAUGAACAGGCUCAGGAUUGAGGUUCUUCCCCACAUCGUCAACGCUGGUGUCCUCGCUUCCGCCUUCUCCGCCGGUAACUCCUAUGUCUACUGCGCAUCGCGCUCUCUGUUUGGUCUCGCGCUCGAGGGCAAGGCACCCAAGGUCCUGACCAAGUGCACUAAGCAGGGUGUUCCCUACCUCUGCGUUGCCGUCGUCCUCGCCAUCUCUCUGCUCUCGUUUUUGCAGUUGGGUGAGAACUCUGCGGUCGUUCUCAGCUGGUUCGUCAGCUUGGUGACUGCCUCCCAGCUCAUCAACUUCUCCGUCAUGUGCUACACGUUCUUGUGCUUCUACAAGGCGUGCAAGGUGCAGGGACUGGACAGGAAUACCUUGCCCUACAAGGGUAUUCUGCAGCCGUACGCUGCAUACUACGCUCUCACCGCAACGUUCAUCAUGACCUUCGUUGGUGGCUACACGGUGUUCUUGCCGGGUUAUUGGGAUGUUCCAAACUUCCUCUUCUCAUACAUGAUGGUGUUCCUCUUCCCCGUCAUCUUCCUCGGAUGGAAGUUCGUCAAGAAGACCAAGACCGUCAAAGCGCACGAGGCGGAUCUUAUCACCGAUUUGGCUGAAAUUGAAGAGUACCAUCGCAAUUACGUGCCGACGCCCGAGACCAACUGGUUCAAUAAAGCGUUGGACAAGCUUUUUGGUUAG